Vanessa atalanta (red admiral) is the source of this 1403-nucleotide messenger RNA. RefSeq names its product elongation of very long chain fatty acids protein 7-like. Gene Ontology annotation, molecular function: fatty acid elongase activity. Gene Ontology annotation, cellular component: endoplasmic reticulum membrane. The coding region runs from base 250 to 1305 and encodes 351 amino acids. Lineage: Eukaryota; Metazoa; Arthropoda; Insecta; Lepidoptera; Nymphalidae. The transcript is spliced from 8 exons. Gene Ontology annotation, biological process: sphingolipid biosynthetic process; very long-chain fatty acid biosynthetic process; fatty acid elongation, monounsaturated fatty acid. The record is from RefSeq and is a predicted model, not a curated record.
UCUGGUGUUUCGAAGAAUGUGCCCUUACAGAAGAAGAGGAAUACGAAUUCAUGCACCACCAUCGAGCCAUGCCGUAUUGAACGUCGCCGGCAUCGAGAAUUGUUUCACUUGAUCAACUUGAAAGAUCGUGACAGCUUGCUACAAGCAAAUUGUUGCCGAGCGAAGAAAGUGACUUUAGAAAAAAGGCAAGUGGAGUGAAGUGUGUUGUGUUAAAACUUCAAAGUGUACCAGUGUUAGACUUUUCCAAAAAUGUCCGGUUUCGUUAAAAUCGCGAUAGACGAUUACUAUUCAGACAACAAUUGGACGACAAUAAUUAAUAAAUAUUGGAUGCUAGCGGAAAGAGUCUCAGAUCCCAGGGUACAAGGAUGGUUUCUAUUCGACACACCAAUAGCUACCUUCGCGAUGGUGGUCGCAUAUCUCGCCAUCGUUCUGGUGAUAGGACCCUUAUGGAUGGCGAAUAGAAAACCAUUCCGCAUCAAGAAGGUUUUAGUCGGUUACAACGCAGCUCAAGUUUUUCUGUCUUCUUAUAUGUUUUAUGAGCACUUAAUGUCAGGUUGGUGGGCCGACUACAGUCUCUCUUGUCAACCAGUUGAUUACAGCGACAGUGAUAAAGCAAGACGGAUGUUACAUUUAUGCUGGGUGUACUACUUCUCGAAGCUAUCAGAAUUCGCAGACACAAUAUUCUUCGUGAUACGAAAGAAGAAGAGCCAGAUCACGUGGCUUCAUCUUUACCACCAUUCGUUAACGCCAUUCGAAGCUUGGCUUUUAGUCAAAUUCAUCGCAGGUGGCCACGGAACCUUCUCGAACAUCGUGAACAACCUCGUCCACAUCAUCAUGUACAGCUACUACAUGAUGGCGGCCAUGGGACCGCAGUACCAGAAAUACUUAUGGUGGAAGAAGCAUCUAACAACGUUACAAUUAAUCCAAUUCUUUAUGGUGCUCUUCCACUCCAUAAGCGCACUGGUAUACGACUGUGGAUACCCAAAAUUCAUCGCCUCGGGCCUGAUACUGCAUUCAUCCAUCUUCAUUGUUCUAUUCACAAACUUCUACAUGCAAGCGUAUAAAAAAGAUAAACCAAAAACGACAGUGGAUGUAUGCAAUAACGUCACUAAUGGCUUCAUUCCGAAUGGACACGCGAACGCAAACGGUCACGUUUCAGUUAACCCAAUAGAUAGAGCAAACGCUUAUGAAAACAUAACCAAUAGUUACAUGGACGAAUUACAUUCAUCCGACGCAUUCAUAAACGACACAAAUCUAACAAACGGCUACAUAAACCAUAUCGGUAUGAAAGAAAAAGUGCAAUAAACAAAAUAGUGAUUGUGGAAAACGAAAGACUUUGUAAAUAGUUUACUUUUAAUACGGUACAAAGACUUUGCUACAGAAAUGGUUAUACAAUUAAUACU